Molecule: messenger RNA, 1071 nt
Organism: Neltuma alba
Lineage: Eukaryota; Viridiplantae; Streptophyta; Magnoliopsida; Fabales; Fabaceae
Product: dicarboxylate transporter 1, chloroplastic-like
Exons: 1
Coding region: 1-1071 (356 amino acids)
Biological process (GO): transmembrane transport
Cellular component (GO): membrane
Molecular function (GO): transmembrane transporter activity
Source: RefSeq, a predicted model, not a curated record
AUGGCCUCUCUAUCUCUCCCAUCCCGCCACCUCCUUCCUAAGCUCACCCCCUUCCCUUCCCUCCACUCCUCCACCCAAUUCAAUCCCAACAAAUUCAACCCCUUCCCAAACCCAACAACAAGACUUUCGUCUUUUAAACCCUUGCAUCUCACCCAUUUACUGGGCUUCACAACUACUGCCCCACGUGCUUCCUCCUCGGCUGCCACUGCUCGUGCCGUGCAGGCGGCUGAGCCAUGGCAGGGGGCGCACCUCAAACCUUUAAUGGCUUCCAUUGCGACGGGACUCCUCCUCUGGUUCCUUCCUAAACCUUCUGGCGUUUCCACGAACGCAUGGCAGUUACUAUCUAUUUUCAUGGCCACCAUUGUGGGCAUCAUCUCUCAGCCACUGCCUCUCGGCGCUGUGGCUAUCCUCGGCUUGGCUGCUUCUGUACUCACCAAAACACUAACGUACGCCGCGGCAUUCUCCGCCUUCGGCCACCAGAUCCCGUGGCUCGUGGCCCUCGCCUUCUUCUUCGCCAAAGGAUUUAUUAAGACGGGGCUGGGCACGCGAAUAGCCUACCACAUCGUGUCCCUGGCUGGUUCUUCCUCCUUGGGGUUAGGCUACAGCUUGGUGUUCAGCGAGGCAUUGCUGGCGCCCGCAAUACCCUCCGUUUCUGCCAGAGCAGGCGGUAUCAUUCUGCCGUUGGUGAAAUCCCUGUGCUCAGCUUGCGGCAGCAACGUCGGGGACGGAACCGAGGACCGACUGGGGUCGUGGUUAACGUUUACGUGCUUCCAAACGUCGGUGAUAUCGUCGGCCAUGUUCUUGACUGCGAUGGCCGCGAAUCCGCUGUGCGCAACGCUGACGUUUAACGCGAUAAAGACGACGAUUGGGUGGGGUGACUGGGCUAAGGCGGCGCUUGUACCUGGGGUGGUAUCUCUGAUUUUGGUGCCGUUGAUUCUAUACGUAAUAUACCCACCCACGGUGAAGAACAGUCCAGAUGCGCCAAGGCUUGCCAGAGACAAGCUCAGGCAGAUGGGACCCAUGGCUCGCAACGAGAAGAUUAUGGCCGCCACCCUGCUUCUUACGGUAUGA